AUGCUCUCAUUGCAACCGAUUUCAAUUCUUAGUGCCGGUGCAGAUGAAGAAAAGGCUGAAACCGCACGACUGUCGUCAUUCAUCGGGGCUAUCGCUAUCGGUGACCUUGUGAAGACUACUUUGGGUCCCAAGGGUAUGGACAAAAUUCUCCUCUCAUCUGGUGACACUGUCGAAGUGACAAAUGAUGGCGCUACUAUACUGAGAUCAAUUGGUGUAGAUAAUCCUGCAGCUAAAAUCCUUGUUGAAAUGAGUAAAGUUCAGGACGACGAGGUUGGCGAUGGAACGACUUCAGUCACUGUACUAGCUGCAGAAUUAUUGCGUGAAGGCGAGCAACUGAUUAAUAGCAAGCUUCAUCCUCAAACUAUUGUUCAGGGGUGGCGUGAGGCUACUAAGUUAGCUAUGUCAGCUCUAGAUUCGGCAGCCUUCCUGUCAGAUAAAUCAGGCUCUCAAUUUCGUGAUCGAUUGAUGAAGAUCGCACAACAUUUUGCAAAGUUAGCUGUGGAUGCUGUUCUUCGGUUGAAGGGUAGUGGGAACCUUGAUGCUAUUCAAAUUAUUCAAAAAUUAGGAGGAACCAUGACAGAUUCUUAUUUGGAUGAAGGAUUUCUUCUGGAUAAACUUCCGGGUGUUAACCAGCCUAAAAGGGUGGAAAAAGCUAAAAUUCUGAUUGCUAACACUUCCAUGGAUGCGGAUAAAAUCAAAGUAUUUGGCAGCAAAAUUCAAGUGGAUGCUAUUUCGAAAGUAGCUGAGCUGGAACUAGCCGAAAAACAGAAAAUGAAAGACAAAGUCGAUAAAAUUUUGAAACACAACUGUUCGGUAUUUAUCAAUAGACAACUAAUAUAUAACUAUCCGGAACAGUUAUUUGCCGAUGCUGGUGUUAUGGCUAUCGAACAUGCAGAUUUCGAAGGUGUAGAACGACUGGCUUUGGUUACUGGCGGUGACAUUGUAUCGACAUUUGACUCUCCUGAGACCACGAAGCUAGGAUACUGUGACUUGAUAGAAGAGGUAACUAUUGGAGAAGAUAAAUUGCUUCGAUUUAGUGGUGUUGCUUUAGGUGAAGCUUGUACAAUCGUUUUACGAGGAGCAACGAAAAGCAUAUUAGCAGAAGCAGAACGUUCUCUUCAUGAUGCACUGUGUGUACUAGCUCUCACGGUUAAGAAUCCUAAAACUGUCUGUGGUGGUGGAGCGAUGGAAAUGUUGAUGGCUGAAGCGGUUGCACAGGGCGCUGCCAAAACACCAGGAAAGGUCUCUUUGGCUAUGGAGUCUUUUGCUCGAGCUCUGAGGCGUUUGCCUUCUAUAAUAGCCGAUAAUGGUGGCUAUGAUAGCGCAGACUUGGUUUCACAGUUGCGAGCUGCUCAUGCUAACGGACAAACUACUAUGGGCUUGGAUAUGAAUAAUGGAACAAUUGCAGAUAUGAAUGACCUUGGUAUUAUUGAAUCAUAUGAUGUAAAACAUCAUUUAUUAACGUCGGCUGCAGAGGCUGCUGAAAUGAUAAUCCGUGUCGAUGAUAUCAUUAAAGCUGCUCCUCGUCGCCGAGCCCUAGGCGAUGCUGAGAAUCUUAACCAAGGUAUCCUUCGUGUACCUGCAAAGGACACACUGUUGAAUGUUCACCAACUACAACAAACGCUCUAA
This is a messenger RNA of Heterobilharzia americana, 1629 nucleotides long. NCBI's taxonomy places the organism in Eukaryota, Metazoa, Platyhelminthes, Trematoda, Strigeidida, Schistosomatidae. The record is from the annotation of a GenBank genome assembly.